Lineus longissimus is the source of this 1389-nucleotide messenger RNA. RefSeq names its product potassium voltage-gated channel protein egl-36-like. Lineage: Eukaryota; Metazoa; Nemertea; Pilidiophora; Heteronemertea; Lineidae. Gene Ontology annotation, molecular function: delayed rectifier potassium channel activity. Bases 1 to 1389 code for a protein of 462 amino acids. The record is from RefSeq and is a predicted model, not a curated record. The transcript has 3 exons. Gene Ontology annotation, biological process: protein homooligomerization; potassium ion transmembrane transport. Gene Ontology annotation, cellular component: voltage-gated potassium channel complex; membrane.
AUGGUCAGAGUUAAUGUGGGGGGUUCCCAGUUUCUCAUCGGUGCGUGUUUCCUCUCUCGAUACCCCGACUCAACCCUCUCCCUGGCGGUCAGCGAGAACAGAAACUACGAUGAGCUGACGUCGUGUUAUGUAUUCGACAGGAACCCAGAGUUUUUUAACUCGAUACUGGAUUGCUAUCGGCUUGGUCAAUACCAUAUUCCACAAAAUGGUUGUGCUAUGAGCCUGAAGGCGGACUUUCGAUAUUGGAAGCUUCCCUUGGAUGCCAUUUCUCCAUGUUGCAUCCGCAAAAUACUAGAAGCCGAAGAGGAGGCAGCUACUGUUACCAUCUUGAAGGCAGAGAUCGUUGGCCCACUGCAGCAGUGCAGGAAGGAGAUGGAGUCAUCCAAGGGAUGGCAAAAAAUCAAACUACAAACGUGGAUGUUUAUGGAAUACCCAAGAUACUCCGUGUUUGCCAAGAUUUGGAGCAUCAUGUACGCCGUUCUCGUCCUUAUCUCCUGCAUCAUUCUCGCCCUGCUCACAGACCAUAAGGGAGGCUUGUACAAUCCGGAGGAGCUCAGCGAAGUGAAUCGUCACAGAUGCCUGUACGAAGACUGGAGGAAAUACGUAGGCAGCCAGGCAAUUUAUUGCAAUUUCGUUGGAGUCGUCCCACUUCGGAUACUGGACAUAUUUGUGAACCUUAUCUUCACGGUCGAUUUUGUCGUGCGGCUCGUCGUGUCCCCCAGCAAAUGCAACUUCUUCAAGAAUUUCAUGAACUGGGUUGAUAUCCUGACCAUCGUUUCGUUCUACGUUGCUUGGAUUCUCAUGGUCAUAGGGAAUGCUGUUUUGAUUGAGGAAAUGGGGACCGCUCUUCUGGAAAUCGCUGGAGUUUGCUUCGCAAUCCAAACGCUCCGUCUGAUUAGGCUUCUGAAGAUUUCUCGUUGGGUGCUUGGACUGCGAGUAUUUGGGUUGAUUCUAAAGCGUAGCGUGCACUGCUUACUUACAAUCAUUUGGUUAUUGGUAAUGGGCGCAGUGUUCUUUGCAUUCGCUGCCUACAUAGUUGAUAUAAAUUCAUCAUCUAAAGGGGAUGGUCUUCCCCGAGUUUACGAAGGAUUGUACUUUGCCCUCAUUACAAUAACCACGGUCGGCUAUGGUGAUGUUCUGCCGACGACCAUCGGGACCAGAAUAGUAGCCACUGCCUGCGCCAUAUUUGGCAUUAUUCUGGCCGGUCUUUCCAUCCCAAUACUUGGUAGUAGCUUCAACCUCUACUUCGGUUAUAUCUCUCAGUAUAUGAAGGGUGAACAAAGCAUUACCAUAGAUUGGCUCGGUUAUGAUGUCCCAGAAGAGGAGUGCGAUCUAAGGCACUGCGAUGAGAUUGAUGAAGAGGAGGAAGAUUUCGGUACAAGCCAAUGA